CUGGGUAGGUUGGUGGAUCAGGCCCCACACUCAAAAAGCAAAUAGUAAUAGAAUCCAGCAGCUGCGGCUUUCCACAUUGACUCACAAACGUGUGGAUAUCAAAGGAACUACUGAAGUAAAAGAAACGUGGAUCGCGCUGCCGGUAGGACAUCAACAUGGACAGUGAGUGUACGGAUACUUCAUUUCAUUCACACAACUUUAGCGCAGCGCCAUCUUACAUCUUUACUUACCACACAAGAUGAUCUUCCUAUAUACCCUGACAACGUCUCUGAUCACUAUCUACUUCUCAGGUGUAACCACAGCAAGGGAAGAUAUAACUGGCUUUGUGAAUGACACGGUCACUUUACCCUGCACAUAUUCUCCUAGGACAGAGGCUACUGAGGUUUGUUGGAGAAAAGCCAACUGUUCUAAAUCAACGUGUCGUUUUUCAUUCCUCCGCACUAAUGGCAGCAGCGUGAUCAAGAGAAAUUCUGUCAGAUAUAAGUUACUGGGGGACAUCACACAGGGGGACGCAUCCUUGACCAUCACCAGGUUGAUUAUGAGCGAUAAAGGAACUUACUGCUGCGAAGUAGUAAUACCAGGACCAUACAAUGGCGUGAAAACGGAAAUAAAUGUGCAAGUCUUUGAAACACCAGUUGUCAUUGGUUCAUUGGAUAACUCAGUGAUAUUACCCUGCAAAUAUUCCACCACUGAAGGGUUAACUCAGUUGUGCUGGGGAAGAGGCGACUGUUCUAACCUUAGGUUGUGUUCUGAUGCAAUCCUCCGGACCAAUGGCAGCAAAAUUAUCAAGAGGACAUCUAACAGAUAUGAGUUACUGGGGAACCUCGUCGAGGGGAACGCAUCCCUGACCAUCACCAGCUUGACUAUGGAAGAUGAAGGCAUUUACUGCUGCAAAGUGAUUAUCCCGGGGCCGGCCAAUGACGUGAGCCGAGAACGCACCCUACAAAUAUUGACAAAAAGACUCAACUGGAACACGACUGGAAACGUGAUAAGAGGGAUUAUGAUCUUUUUGGUCCCCAUUAUAGUCCUGCUCAUUUAUAAAUGCGGCUCCUUGUAGAAGCUGAAGAAUAUGAUGAAUCCAAUAAUAUCUAUUCCAAAAGGAGAUGGUCUCAUGAAAAGAACCUUAGUUAAUAUUGUCACUGGGGGUUCUUCCCGCCGUUCAUAUCUCCUUUGGCAGGUUGGACCCUCCUUUAUUAUUCAGAAUGGACAAUUGUGAAGAAAGAGCGCUUCCCAUGCUGAAAUUAAACUAAUUUUAUAUGCAGCUCCUUUCCAAAUCUACGUCUCCAAGUUUACAUCUUACAGUGAAACUUUCCAAGAAGACCAUCCCUGAGAAGACCCCUUGCGAUCCCCUUUUUGUAACUGAUUUUUCUUUUAGGAGGGUACAGUCCACGUCAUUCUGCCAUGGGGAGAAGAGCCAUGCUGGUGACUAAGAAUGAGAAGGGGAACCAUGCUGGAAACCAGUGUAGAAGUGGGGGAGUCAUGAAGAGAUGGAGAGCCAUAUUGGAGAAGAAGAAUGAGAUGGGGGCCAUUCAUGGGACACAGAGCCAUGAUGGGAACUUAUAUUGAAAUGGGGAGUCAUGUUGGAGCCUAGGAAUGAGAUGGAGAACCAUGCUGGGGAAUAGCACUAAGAUGAGAAGCAAUUUUGGGGACCAUGAAUGAGAUGAGGAACCAUGUUGAGGAAUAGUAAUGAGAUGGAGAGCCAUGCAGGGGACCAGGAAUGAGAUGGGGAGACAUGAAGGGAACCUGGAAUAAGAUGAGGAGCCAUGCUGGGAACUAGGAAUGAGUUUGAGAGCUAUGUUGGGGACCAUAAAUAAUAUCUAUACCCAUGCUGUGGGCAAGGAAUAAUAUGUGAAGUCAGGACAGGAAAUAAGAUGGGAAGCCAUGCUGGGGACCAGGAGUAGGAUACUGGAGACCAUGAAUAAGGGUGUGUACCAUGCUGGAGACCAUGAAUAAGG
Hyla sarda is the source of this 1955-nucleotide messenger RNA. RefSeq names its product hepatitis A virus cellular receptor 2-like. Lineage: Eukaryota; Metazoa; Chordata; Amphibia; Anura; Hylidae. The transcript is spliced from 6 exons. The coding region runs from base 239 to 1057 and encodes 272 amino acids. The record is from RefSeq and is a predicted model, not a curated record.